Molecule: messenger RNA, 2769 nt
Organism: Phaeodactylum tricornutum CCAP 1055/1
Lineage: Eukaryota; Bacillariophyta; Bacillariophyceae; Surirellales; Neidiaceae
Exons: 1
Coding region: 10-2769 (919 amino acids)
Biological process (GO): biosynthetic process
Molecular function (GO): catalytic activity
Source: RefSeq, a predicted model, not a curated record
CAAUUGACCAUGAGGAGGCUCUGCCUGUUUGACGCUACAACAAAAUCCACGUCAGAAAAGUUGGUGUUCGUGCUACUCGUAUUCCAGAUACUUUCGCCUGGGUUUGCGUGGAUUGCGUCGGAUUCACGAUUACCUAACAGUAAAUUAACCUGGAGGGAUUCUCAUUCAACAACCCCAGCAAGAACAAGUCACCUGGCCUCGACUCCUUUCGAAGCCGAUCUAUACGACAAUCCAUUCAAUGAAAACACCAAUAAACCGUCAACGGCCGUUCCUAAGGACACAAAACUGGUACUCGGUGUGAACAAAUACAGUCACGACACCACUAUUUGUGCCGCAGAUGCUUCAUCGGGACAAGUGCUCUUUGCCGUUGCCAAGGAGCGGCUGUCUCGCAAGAAACACGAUGCCGGAAAUGUGGCGACUGCGGUCGAAGCUUGUCUUGAAGCACUUGAUUUGGAUCUGGAUAGUAUUGAACAUGUCGUCGUCAACAAUCAUCACCAUCGCGUACUGCCCAGGGAAGUAAACGUACGACACAUGGAGUGGGAAUGCGGCUUGUCCAUCAACGGUGGGGUCGAGGACGGCUACGACGAUCCCGAAAAUCUUUUGCCUGACGCCAGGCAUCACGAACUUUCCCAUCAUCUUGCGCACGCCUACAGUACGGCAGCACAGGCCCCCUUUGACAAGGGUCUCUGUGUGGUGAUGGACGGCAUGGGAGAACCGCUCCGGACCAUGCUCCGUGCGCAAGAAACAAAAGAUGAGACCUACACGAGCGACUUUUCCUUUGGGUUCGACACAUUUCAGUGCGUACCCAGUAAUGUGAUUGAACAAUCCCAACUUUCUUAUUUCGACUGGCGCGAAGCGGAGUCCGUGUACGUGUUUGAAAAGAAAGAGCGAACCAUCGACCUCCGACCGGUCUGGAAACGGUUUACCCCUGAACAUUCACCUCCGUCCUUGUACAAUCACGGUUUUGAAAAUAUGGAUUCUGUGGGUGCCCUCUAUUCACGAGCAAGUAGCCAUAUCUUUGGAGACUGGAAUGCGUGUGGGAAGGUCAUGGGACUCGCACCCUGGGCUCUGCAUGAGUGGACCGACAGUCGAGGUGCCAAACUUGCUCCAGUCGUCCACAACUCUCCCAUUUUACAAGGAAAGCUGUACGAAGACGACGGUCUCCACAUCGACCGCAAUCUUUUAGAAGGCCAACCGCUCAUUUCUCGAAAUGAUCCGGAUAUUUUCAAUGACGACGGCACGCGACGAAAGCGCUACGACUUUGACGACAAUGCCGAUAAGGAGACAUUGCUAGAUGUUGAUGAAAACGAUGAAUAUGGCGAAAACCGUGAGGAAACCACCAAAGUUGAAGAACGGAUACCCAUACGAGUCGCCCUCGACGCGAUUGCCUUAGCGAGUCGUAUGCAGAUCGAUUUGGAAACAGUUGUAAUGGACUUCGUUGCACACAUGAAGGCUCAAACGGGAGAAACAAAUUUGUGUUUGGCCGGAGGAGUUGCUCUCAACUCAGUCUUGAAUGGACGACUGGCUCGGGAAUUGGGCUUUGCACAGACUUUUAUUUCGCCGUAUCCUGGCGAUGACGGUAUUGCAGUUGGAUGCUGCGCCUUUGGCCUCUUUGGCAACGACCGCUUGGACCAAAUCGCCUCCACGAAAGCUAGAAGCGGUCCGGCCCGGCCCGCCGUUUGGUCUCAGCCUCUGUCGCCGUAUCUCGGUCCCGAUGCAAGCGAAGCAGCCAUAAAAGCCGCUAUUGAGACCGCUGCUCCUUGGCUGGAAGUGGAAUCGAUCCGCAACGUGGAUCAAAGACUUCAAAAGAUGGCCGAAGAAGUCGAGUCUGGUGGCGUGGUGGCCUGGUACCACUCUCGAUCGGAACUUGGACCUCGUGCCUUGGGACACCGCAGUAUCCUAGCAGACCCCCGUAAAAAAGGAUUGGUCCGCUUCGUUAACGAAAAAGUCAAGAGCCGUGAAAGUUUUCGACCGUUUGCUCCUAGCGUCUUGGCCGAAGAAGCGUCCAACUGGUUUGACCUUGGUCCAUCCGUACUACCGGACGAUCAGAACGUGAGCCCAUUUAUGAGCAUGACAGCUAUUGUACACGAAAGCAAGAGAGCGAGAAUCCCCGCAGUGACGCAUGUAGACGGCUCCUCGCGGCUACAGACGGUGACGAGCACUGCCGAACCACUGUACCAUUUGUUCAUUUCCAAGUUCUUUGCGUUGACGGGCAUACCCAUGAUCCUCAACACAUCCUUCAAUACGCUCCCGAGUGAGCCUAUUGUGGAAUCCCCCCGCGACGCUAUUCGUAGCUUUCUGUAUUCCAUGGGCGCCAUCGAAAUGCUCGUGAUGGGAGACUACGUCAUCAAGCGCAAACCGCCCAAUCUCCGGAAACUGCUCGGCGAAGUCAGCAAGUCGGGAGAGAUGCAAGUCGAGCCAGGUUGUCCCAUUCGGGCGGGACCCGCGACUUUCGAAUCGUCGUUUGCGUUGGAAGCCGGAGUACAGGCGGAGGAAGAGAUCGAAACCGUCACGAGAGUCCGCAUGCCGGACCGGCCCACGUUUAGCGAGAAAAAGGCGUGGUUUCCACUUUUGGACGACUUGGAAGGUGAACUGCUGAGUGUCUGUGACGGUACGAACACUAUGAACGAUAUCAUGGUGCAGUAUACGCCGCUGCCGGAGGGCCAAGACAAGAUAGGUAAAGAGGACGUGGAGGAAGCGCAGACGCUGUUGCAGAAUAUUGUGUACCGACUGGUUCGGCUGUACGAACACACUUUGAUCAGUUGGUAG